AUGUCUCGCUCACGAUUUACGACCACUGACGAUAUAUCCUCUCUGAGCGACGCACAGCUGAGAGAGUUUAUGGAGAAACACCGCCGAUCGGAUGGCGUAUUUGAGCUUGACGUGGCCAAUGACUGGAAUAAAUUGUCAGAAGGGGACCGAAAUCGCCUUGCUGAGAGACUACAAUGCAUAUCGGCAGCCUCGCGAUCGCUUGACCUUGACAACCUCGAUGCGCUUUUGCGUGGUGUCUGCAUCAAAGAUAAUUCCGUAUCAGGAGACCGACCGCAGGAAAGCAAAAGGCGGACCGAAUCGCCAGACGAAACCGAUCAGGAGAUAUAUCAGCGAGAAGAGAUAGAAGCGUACAAUAAUCUUGUUCAUGACGGCGGUCGUGCACUGUACCGAAUUGACCUUAUAGACUCGGUUUCAAAGGACCCCGAUGUGUAUCGCGACAUGUUGGCCCCUUUCUGGAGACAACCUCGAUAUGAUAAACCAUCAGAGCUGGACCAUUCCGACGCACGAGCAGUAUUUCGAAGACAAUGGCAUAGAUGGCAAAAUUUCCGAAAAUGGCAGCUUGAUAAUAGAAAGAUUGAAGAUGAUGAUGAUGGUUUCCUGGCAUUUGUGGAGAAGGCGAAACGAGAUUGCCAAGAGGUAGGGGAUUUAAAAGGAGUAGCUGAGAUUGAGGCCGAUCCGACAAUCUUAAAGCAGCGCGGUGAACCAUGGUAUUAUAUUCAAAGACACCGUAACUGGCAGCGACGGUACCAGCGGGAGCUGGGAUGCGAGACCAUAUCAGAUUACGAAAAAGCGGUGAAAGCGCGUUUAGCCCGACAUGGCUUCAACCUACCGUUUCAUUUAAUAGAAGACCCUAAGCAGCAGGAUAAAUUAACGGAGUGGAUCGAAUAUCUUGGCUUUGAGUACUGGUGGCUUGACCGUUAUACCGUAUCUAUGGAGCGCCUAAAGCCAAAACACGACGAAGCUUGGGAUGAAUUAAAAAAAUUAAGAAUGGUGAGGGAUGACGAGACUCCGGAAUUUAUUCGCACUGAUGCAUCGGGUACGAGGUGUCAAAGGGAAGAAGACCACGCGCAGAAAACUCUGCAAGAUGCAGAAUCGGAAGCAAAAAUGGUUUACCAGAAAACGCAAAAGGAUCCUAAUCGCCUUAACAUUUCAGAGCAAUUACGUGUAGAAAUGUUACGUAAGGCUAGGAAACGACUACUGGCAGCCCGAGAAUCGCUUGAAUUUACUGAGCGGCGGAGCGACAGUCUUAUUGACUUUGUUCGUAGCACCUUUGGCUACGCUAAUGCGAAGGAAGACGUAGCCAACCAGGCCAAUCUUGUGAAUUGGGUUAUGGAGGAGGUACACGCAAUUGAGGCCGAACAGAAAUCUCUAACUCUGCAGAGCAGCUCCCAGAAGAAGAGAAAAGCAUCCGUGGAAGAUGUCUGCUCAGGGCAGUUGGACCCCAAGAGACAGAAAUGCAGCUCUCGAAAGCAUAGCUGGCAACCGAGCAAAGAUAAGAUCGGCACGGGAGACGGAAGAGUUUUACGGAGGCGAAACCGACCAUCAACAGACAUAAAUCGACAAUUCAAUCAGCAUCAAAGCCGCAACAUACACGAUACAUAUCCCAGCCAAACAAAGCUUGUUAGACCAGCGGUGGAGCAGGUGCCGUUUGACAAAGCAGAGCCCGAAUCCCUAUAG
This is a messenger RNA of Metarhizium acridum CQMa 102, 1677 nucleotides long. RefSeq lists its product as uncharacterized. Lineage: Eukaryota; Fungi; Ascomycota; Sordariomycetes; Hypocreales; Clavicipitaceae. The record is from RefSeq and is a predicted model, not a curated record.